UUUCGACAUUGUUGUUUAAGAAACGAGAAGCAGUAGAUGUACAGAGAAGGCGGUGGCAAAGUUCAUUAAAAAGUGGAGAAGGAGAACCCUUCCAGAUCAUUCAGUCAUGUCUCUGCCGUUCAGGAAAGACUUUGACAAGUAUAAGAAUAUAAAUGAAGAUGAGAUUCUGAACAAGUUAUCUGAGGAAGAACUGAAACAGCUGGAGAGCGCGCUAGAAGAACUGGAUCCUGAGAAUGCCUUAUUACCAGCUGGGCUCCGACAGAAAGAUCAGACAACAAAGGAAGCAUCUGGAGCAUUUGACAGAGAGCAUCUUCUGGCGUAUUUGCAGAAAGAAGCCAUGGAGCACCAAGACAGGGAGGACGUUGUGCCUUUUACUGGAGAAAAGAAAGGAAAGGUAUUUGUUCCCAAGCAUAUGCCCCCGGAGCAGGAGCUAGAAGAGAGGGUGACCUUGGAGCCUGAACUGGAAGAAGCUCUUGCAAGUGCCACAGACACAGAGCUGAGUGACCUUGCUACUGUCCUAGGAGUGCAACAUUUUUCCAGCAGACCACAGGGAAAUGAAGUCGGCUCAGAGGGAGCAGAUCUUAGAAAUGUGGUGAAAGCUGAAAAGGUAAAACCUACGUUUGAAGAUCCCCCAAACCCGACUAAUGUGGAAGAGACCUUGCAGAGGAUAAAAACGAAUGAUCCUUUUCUUGUUGAUGUCAACUUGAACAACAUUAAGAACAUCCCAAUACCGACCCUAAAGGAAUUUGCAAAGUCUUUGGAAUCAAAUACCCAUGUGAAGUCUUUCAGCCUUGCAGCAACGCGAAGCAAUGAUCCAGUAGCUAUUGCUUUUGCAGAUAUGUUAAAAGUUAAUAAAACAUUGAGGAGUCUCAACGUAGAAACAAACUUCAUAACGGGAACUGGGAUUUUGGCUCUUGUAGAAGCUCUGAAGCAAAACAGAACCCUCUCAGAGAUUAAGAUUGCUAAUCAGAGACAGCAGCUGGGGACUGCCGUGGAGAUGGAAAUUGCUCAGAUGCUUGAAGAGAACUCAGCAAUUCUUAAAUUUGGAUAUCAGUUUACACGGCAAGGUCCAAGGACCCGGGUAGCUGCAGCCAUUACAAAUAAUAAUGACUUAGUGCGUCAAAAAAGAGUUGAAAGGGAUCAUCAAUAAAGUCGCCCAAGAUGAAUUUACGUACGCUGUCUUCUUUUGGAAGAAGGGGAGGCCAACUUCCAAGACUCAUCGCUGCACUAAUGUAAUGCAGUCCUUUUGGACUACUUUAAAUUGCUGACUUCCGAAGACUUUAAAACAGCACUACAUAUUUUUUUUCUUCCAAAACCUGCACUUGUACUUUCUAUAUGUUAAUACAAAACAGGUUUAGGGUGACGUAUAGCUCAUAAUUGUGUCAAUGGAGUGCUGACGUUGCCAACCAUGGGGUGCUGUAACGUUCCCUGUUUCUUUUUUAACAGGGCACCUGGCAGUGCAUUGCCAUCUUUCAAUAGUUUCAUGUAUGAUCCAUCCUGAUUUCAUUUUCAUUUUUAUGUAGAGUUGUAAAUUGUUGUUUAGGCUCCUUUAAAAUGCCCAAAGCAACAGAUACAAACUUUGGCUUUGCUUAGAAAAGUGCUUGAAUUCAUCUGCAUAGAUGCCCCCCAUGUACACAAAGUCAUGUCAUACAGUAUAAUACAGCUGUAGUGAUAAAAUAUAAUACUUCCUGCUGAAUCCGAGACUCUAAGCUCAUGCCAAGAGGUCCUGUUUACACCCACAUUUAUCUAAUGUGCACAGGGUACCAUGUCUUACGCUUCUUUUUGUACUAGGGGCUAAAUCUCAGAUGUUCAUGUACUCCCAUAUGUGAAACAUAUACAGCUCUGCCAUGUCUUGGCUAUGCAUGCUGCCAAUGCAAUAUACACUUGUAGCAGAUGCCCAGUCGUAGUCUUAAUGAUAUGUCAGUCAUGACCUUCGUGUGCCGCUUUCCUGCUAUGUAUUUUCUUGUUAGCCAUAACAGAGCAGACAAACUACAAAUGGUAAAAACCAACAGUAAGGCUGGUCAUACACGUAACAUACACUAUAUCGGGACAGAUACAUAUUACACCUACAGGAGCUUUUAUGACAUGCCACUCUAAAUCCAUAUUGAGUUGGUCCCCCCCAAUUGCAGCUAGAACAGCUUCCACUCUUCUGGGAAGGCUUUCUACAUGAUUUUGGAGUGUGUCUGUGGGAAUUUUUGACCAUUCAUCCCGAAGAGAAUUUGUGAGGUCACUGAUUUUAAGGGACAAGGCCUGGCUCACAAUCUCCACUCAAAUUCAUCUCAAAAAUGCUCGAGGGAGUUGAGGUCAGGGCUCUGUGUUGGCCACUGAAGUUCCUCUACUUCCACCCAACCAUGCCUUUAUGGCCUGGGCACAGUCAUACUGGAACAGAAAAGGGGCUUUCCCAAACUGUUCCCGCAAAGCUGGAAGCAAACAAAUGUCCAAAAUGUAAUGUUAUGCUAAAGCUUUAAGAUUUCCCUGGAACGAAAGAAGACCCAACCCUCCAUCACAACCCCUGAAAAACAACCCCAUAGCACUAUCCCUCCUCCACCAAACUUUACAGUUGGCACAAUGUAGUGAGGCAGGUAACCUUCCCCUGAUAUUCAUCAAACCCCAAAACGUCCAUCAGACUGCACGAUAGAGAACCGUUUUUCAUCACUCUACAAAACAUGUUUCCACUGCUCCAGAGUCCAGUGGUGGACUCCAUCCUACUGUCACGCUUUGGUGUGAGAGGGAAACACCACACUGAAAAUAAGAGGGAAGGGGGGAACAGGGAAUCAGGCAUGAGAACUAGGGAAGGAAGAUAGACACCUCCUAGUGAAAACC
Molecule: messenger RNA, 2823 nt
Organism: Bufo gargarizans (Asiatic toad)
Lineage: Eukaryota; Metazoa; Chordata; Amphibia; Anura; Bufonidae
Product: tropomodulin-2-like
Exons: 10
Coding region: 107-1150 (347 amino acids)
Biological process (GO): pointed-end actin filament capping; muscle contraction; myofibril assembly
Cellular component (GO): striated muscle thin filament; myofibril
Molecular function (GO): tropomyosin binding
Source: RefSeq, a predicted model, not a curated record